This is a messenger RNA of Perca flavescens (yellow perch), 1385 nucleotides long. RefSeq names its product myosin light chain, phosphorylatable, fast skeletal muscle b (gene mylpfb). The record is from RefSeq and is a predicted model, not a curated record. The transcript has 6 exons. The coding region runs from base 104 to 616 and encodes 170 amino acids. Gene Ontology annotation, molecular function: calcium ion binding. NCBI's taxonomy places the organism in Eukaryota, Metazoa, Chordata, Actinopteri, Perciformes, Percidae.
GGCUAGUAUAUAAGACCCCUGGGGUCUGAUGCAUACAUGUCAGUCACAUCGGCUUGGCGUAGGCUUCUCUUCUUGACCAACAACAACCCCAAAAACUUGAGAGAUGGCACCCAAGAAAGCCAAGAGGAGGCAGCAGCAGGGUGAGGGUGGUUCCUCCAACGUGUUCUCCAUGUUUGAGCAGAGCCAGAUCCAGGAGUACAAGGAGGCUUUCACAAUCAUUGACCAGAACAGAGAUGGCAUCAUCAGCAAGGAUGACCUCAGGGAUGUGCUGGCCACCAUGGGCCAACUGAAUGUGAAGAAUGAGGAGCUGGAGGCCAUGGUGAAGGAGGCCAGCGGCCCCAUUAACUUCACCGUCUUCCUGACCAUGUUCGGCGAGAAGCUGAAGGGUGCUGACCCCGAGGACGUUAUUGUGAGCGCUUUCAAGGUCCUGGACCCCGAGGCCACUGGCUCCAUCAAGAAGGAAUUCCUUGAGGAGCUCCUGACCACCCAGUGCGACAGGUUCACCGCUGAGGAGAUGACCAACCUGUGGGCUGCUUUCCCCCCUGAUGUGGCUGGCAACGUGGACUACAAGAACAUCUGCUACGUCAUCACACACGGAGAGGAAAAGGAGGAGUAAAAUCCACCUCUCUCAAUAUCUACCUCCGUUCAAACCUGUGCUCGACCCACCAUCUACUCACUCCCCUCCUCUCCGACGACGUGGCUUCCUUGCACACUUACGUGCCCCCGCAGCCCACUCUUUCCACUUGCCAGCUCACUACGAAAAGACUUGUGUCCUUUAUCGAGAUACUCAGUGAGAGGACUGAAGGCUGUAGGGGUUGUUUGUGUGUGAGUACUAACAGGGGGACAUGGGAUUAUUUUCAAUAAAAAAUAAUCUUGUGGCACUGAAACACUCUCUCCAUCUCUGUCCCUGCCUCUUGUUCCUCCUUCUUUUCCCCCCAUCGCUCAUUCUGUCCUGUGUUGAGGCCAGCAGUGCGUGCAUCUGUACGGUCUGUUAGUCUCAACCUUACACAGAUUGUUUCAUGGAUUUGUCUCUUUGUUUGUAAUAGAGAGGAGUGAACACUAAAAUAGUGGGAGUACUGUACUAUAAUAGUUUGCUUACCCCCCCUCUUUUUAAUCUGUCUCUCCCUCUCUUAAACACAGGUAUGAAAGGAAAAGUUGCAGUGAAAAAAAAUAGAGAAGCAUGAUUUUCUUUAAAGAAGAUAAUCUUGUAAAUAGAGAAGGAGAUGGUGAAAGAUAGUGAGCGGGAGGCAGGAAAGAAGUUAACAAAAGUAAAACGUCUUUGUUUUUUACUCUUCUCCCUCCCUCUCACUGCUGUUUCUCUCCUGUUGUUGUGAUCGCUUCUGUAACAAAUAAAGAAGUACAAAUAAAAUCCACUAUCUUUCGUA